Fundulus heteroclitus (mummichog) is the source of this 1516-nucleotide messenger RNA. Its product is annotated as nuclear factor 7, brain. Bases 88 to 1470 code for a protein of 460 amino acids. Gene Ontology annotation, molecular function: zinc ion binding; protein binding. The record is from RefSeq and is a predicted model, not a curated record. The transcript has 2 exons. NCBI's taxonomy places the organism in Eukaryota, Metazoa, Chordata, Actinopteri, Cyprinodontiformes, Fundulidae.
CUGUCAUAGAGACAAACCAGCAGCUUCGUCUGAGUCCAGGAGAAAAAAGAGGAAACCUCCAACCCUGAAGCUUCACUCAGAGACUAAAUGGCUUCCAGAUUAGAGGAGGAUCUCUGCUGUCCGGUCUGUCAGGACGUCUUUAAGGAUCCGGUUGUUCUGUCAUGUAGCCACAGCUUCUGUAAGGAGUGUCUGAAGAAAUGGUGGAGAGAGAAAGCAGCACAAGAGUGUCCAGUUUGUAGGAAAAGAUCUUCAAGAGGUCCUCCACCCUGUAAUCUGGUUCUGAAGAACCUGUGUGAGACCUUCCUACAGCAGAGAGACCAGAGAGCUUCAGAGGAUCUCUGCAGUCUGCACUCUGAGAAACUCAAACUCUUCUGUCUGGACCAUCAGCAGCCAGUGUGCCUCGUCUGCAGAGAUUCAAAAAAACACACCAACCACAGAUUCAGACCCAUCGAUGAAGCUGCUGAGGAUCACAAGAAGAACCUUCAGGAAACUCUGGAACCUUUAAAAAAGAAACUGAAACUCAGGAAGAAAGUUCUAGAGGAGUUUGAUGAGACAGCAGAACACAUGAAGGUCCAGGCCCGACACACAGAGAGGCUGAUUAAGGAGCAGUUUAAGAAGCUUCAUCAGUUUCUAGCAGAGGAAGAGGAGGCCAGGCUGGCUGCACUGAGGGAGGAAGAGGAGCAGAAGAGUGGGAUGAUGAAGGAGAAGAUGGAGGCUCUGAGCAGAGAGAUAGCAGCUCUUUCAGACACAGUCAGAGCCACAGAGGAGGAGCUGAGAGCUGAAGACGUCUCAUUCCUGCACAACUACAAGGCUGCAGUGGAAAGAGUCCAGCGCUGCCCCCUGCUGGAGGAUCCACAGCUGCCCUCAGGAGCUCUGAUAGACCAGGCCAAACAUCUGGGCAACCUGGCCUUCAACAUCUGGAGCAACAUGGAGAACAUGGUCUCCUACACUCCUCUCAUCCUGGACCCAAACACUGCUGGUUCAGAACUCAUCCUGUCUGAAGAUCUGACCAGUUUGACUUUAGGAGAGAAACAGCAGCUUCCUGAUAAUCCAGAGAGGUUUAAAUGGUGUUCUGUCCUGAGUUCUGAGGGCUUCAACUCAGGGAACCACAGCUGGGAUGUUGAUGUUGGAGACAGUAAAGUCUGGGAGCUUGGUGUGUUAGCAGAGUCUGUCCAGAGGAAGGGAGACAUAAGGUCUGGAUGGUUGGAUCUAGAGUUCUAUGAAGGUAAAUACAAAGCACGGUCUCCUCCAUCUCCUCCCAAGUUUCUCUCAGUCCAGAAGAAUCUCCAGAGGAUCAGAGUGAAUCUGGACUGGGACAGAGGAAAGCUGUCCUUCUCUGAUCUGGACACUAACUCACACAUACACACCUUCAGACACACCUUCACUGACAAGAUGUUUCCAUGCUUCGGCACUGUGGAUAAAGUAAAAAUGCUACCGAUGAAGAUCUCAGUGAGCAAACAGCAGCUCUGAUGUUCUCAGCAUGAAGAAUACUAAGUCCAGAUGAAACCUUGAUGAU